CCUGACGAAUAAAAGUCGCUUUCUGAAAGCUGUGAGUUUAUUAGGUUUAGUUUCCGAUCCUACUUUUUGGUCCUGCGUGUUUUUGGCUAGAAUCAGUGAUCUCCAUGCGAACUAAUUCACCAAAAAUAUUUACUAUAACAACAUUUUAAAAGGCACAACAGUGAAAGCAGCAUAAGAACUACUCAUCUGAAAACAUGGGAGUUAUACAACAGUUUUUGCUUCUUAUUUGGAAGGGUUUAUUGCUUCGCCGACGCCACUACAUUGUCACAGGAUUUGAGGUCAUAAUUCCCCUCUUGCUAUCAGCACUUCUUGCGUAUCUCAGGACCCUUGGCCCAACAAACACAGACAUUGGAACACCAGGGAAACAUAAUGCUACUAUAUUUAAACCAGUAAAUCCACUCACUUUGAACUCAGCAUUUAUUGACUACAGUCAGUCCAACAAAACUUUUUUUUACUGUCCCCAAAAGCAAGGAAAUAAACGGUUGUUGGAAAAGGCCUUCAGCAAGAUUAAAAAGUCAAGCAUGGGUUUUAGAACUCCAAAUUUACAAGGAGUUGAUUCUGAAAAGGACAUUGAAUUACAAGCAUCAAAAGCAUAUGCAGAAUCAAAAUAUGAUUCAUACUUUAUUGGGGGAAUUGUUUUUGAAGAUACCAGUGACAGUUCUCAUGAUUUAACCUAUAAAUUACGUUUACCGAACUGGAUGUACAGAUUUCAAACAUCAAAAACUUAUCCACCUUUUUCAGACCCUGGACCAAAUACAUAUGAUGAAUACAAGUACAGUGGGUUUUUGUGCCUUCAGUCUGCUGUUGCUCUGAGUCAUGUUGAAAUGCUACAGGAGGAUGAAAAAGGAAUGAAAGAAAAUCUUUCGUUUACUACAGAAAUACAGCAGUAUCCUUACCCUCCAUACUUUGAAAGCAGUUUUAAUAUUGCAACACUGAUUCCUACAAUGAUUAUUACUGGUUUAAUAAUUUUGGUUCCAGUUAUUGUGCGACGGAUUGUGGCUGAAAAAUCAAAUGGAGCAAAAGAAAUGAUGCGAAUGAUGGGACUAAAUGACUGGUGUUAUUGGAGUGCUACAUUCUUCAACAACUUUCUUGUUAUGCUGUUCAUUUCAGCAUUCAUCACAAUUUUAUUUAAGAUCAACUUUAUAAAAGACAUUGCUGUACUUUCCCACACUGAUGGAUUUUUGUUAUUUAUAAUUCUACUUUUGUACAGUGCAGCAACAGUACUAUUUUGUAUCACUAUCAGCACAUUUUUCAAUAAACCUGUGGUUUCAGUGAUCGUUACAAUUAUUCUGUGGCAAUGCACUUAUUCUGUUCCCCAGAAUUUAAUGGAUCCAUAUGGUGGCAGCAAGUAUAGUGACAUAUCUCUAAGUCAAAAACUUGCCUCGUGUUUAUUACCUAACAUGGCACUUCAUUGGGCAGUACGAGUAAUGUCUACUCUUGAAUCAUUCAAAGAAGGAGCAACGUGGGCUAACCUAGGGAAGGCUGCUUUGCCAGAAGAUAAUUUAACUCUUGGUGCCAUCAUGGGAAUGAUGGUAGCAUCAUUGGUUGUUUAUGGUGUGAUAACCUGGUAUGUUGAUGCAGUCUGGCCUUGGCAGUUUGGAAUACCGAAACCUGUUUAUUUUCCUUUUAUGCUAUCCUACUGGGGCUUCAGAAAACCAAAUUUUAAGUACCAUGAAAUAGAACUUGAAGAUACUAGCAAAACCACAUAUUUUGAGGAAAACCCCGUGGAACAAAAUCCUGGUAUAACAAUAUCUCACCUUUCUAAGGUAUUUGGGUGGGGUAGUAGACGUAAAAACGCUGUGAACAAUGUUUCUCUCAACAUUUAUAAAGGACAGAUAACAGCUUUGCUUGGACACAAUGGUGCAGGAAAAACAACAACAAUGAACAUGCUAACUGGUCUCUACCCACCAACAGCAGGAACUGCUUCUAUUAAUGGUUAUGACAUUCUUACUGAUACUAAAAGGGCACGACGGAGCUUGGGACUGUGUCCACAACAUAAUGUUCUUUAUAAUGAUUUAACUGUUGAAGAACAUCUGAAGCUGUUUGUAGGAUUAAAAGGAUGCUCAUGGAAUGAUAUCCAAAAGGAGGUAGACAACAUUCUUCACCUUCUGGAUCUUCAGAAUAAAAGGCAUGAUCUAGCUGAGAAGUUAUCUGGUGGAAUGAAAAGGAAAUUGUCCUUGGGAAUAGCAAUGAUCGGAAAAUCAGAGGUUCUUAUAUUGGAUGAACCCACAUCUGGUAUGGACCCUAGUGCUAGACGUGUUAUCUGGGACAUUUUACAGAACAUCAGACAGACUAGGACAAUCUUGUUCACUACUCAUUACAUGGAAGAGGCUGACACACUCGGUGAUAGGAUUGCUAUCAUGGCUGAUGGAAAACUUCAAUGUUGUGGGUCACCAGUGUUCCUGAAGAAAAAGUUUGGUGCUGGUUAUUAUCUAAGAAUAGCAAAGGGAGAUUUGUGUGAAAUGGACCAAGUGACUCAAGUGGUGCAGAAACAUGUAACAGAUGCUUAUCUUGAGGACAGUAUGAACACUGAACUUCUAUAUUCACUAGCAAGUAAUCAGACUUCAUCUUUUCCAUCCUUGUUCCAUGAACUGGAGAAAUCAAAAGAUAAGCUUGGUAUAACAGCUAUUGGUGUGUCUGUGACUACCAUGGAAGAUGUGUUUAUGAAGGUAGGGCAGAUUGCAGAAGAAACUGUAAAAGAAAGUGAUUUUUCUAAUAAAUCGAACAGACCACUUCAGUGUAGUGAGAAUAUUUCAGUCAUGCAGAGGUCAGACCUACCAAAGUUGACUGGAUUGAAGCUGUUUUUCCAACAACUGAAGGGAUUACUAAUCAAACGAUUCCACUAUACAAAACGUCAUUGGGUGCUGGCAUUGUUUCAACUUGUUUUGCCUAUUUUGAUUAUUUGUUUGAUGAUGUGGAUAGAUAAACUCACCAGUGGAGGACUGUCUAAUGACUCCCCACCUCUCAGAUUGGACCUUAAGGGAAGCUUUGGUUAUACAAAAGGUUUUUAUGGGUACACUGGUAAUAUGGAUCCAAAGUGGAUCACUCUAUACAAACAAACAUUGGAACAUGCUGGUGUUAAGGUGAAAGAAAAUGUCUCAGAUCCAAACAAAUAUCUCCUGGAAAUUGGAGAAGAUGAUUUCAGCAGUUUUGUCAAAAAACAUAUGGUUGGAGGUGUUUUUAAAUCUUCAGACAACAUUUUAAAAUUAACUUCAUGGUACAAUGGAGAACCAUAUCAUGUUGCAGCAAUGUCUUUAAAUUUGAUGCAUACUACGAUGCUACGUUAUGUAACAGAAGUUGAUACAGCUUCCAUAACAGUGGUAAACCAUCCUUUAACAGGAAGCACCAUUGACACUAUAAACAAUAUUGCAGCUGCUUUUGUUAGCCGACUUCUUUGCACAAUUUUUCUACCAAUUGCUUUCACUUUCUUUUCUUCAGCUUUUAUUUUGUUUCCAGUUCAGGAAAGAAUUUCUAAGGCCAAAUUAAUUCAGCUGAUGACUGGAAUUCAAGGAAUUACAUACUGGGUGAUGAACUUUGUCUGGGAUUUCAGCAUUCAUUUUGUUUGUUCUGUGCUUAUUCUUAUUCCAUUUUUUGCUUAUGACCCCAACAAUGUUUAUUCUGGUCAAUCAGAGUCUAUAGGUGCUGUAUUCUUGUUGAUGCUUCUCUAUGGCUUUGCUUCUAUUCCACUGAGCUAUAUCUUCUCAUUCAUACCCAAGUCGCCAUCCACAGGUUUUGUUUUGCUUGCUAUAAUCAACAUUAUGGGAGGUAUGAUAUUAUCUAUAACAUGUUUGAUGAUGGAGACCACCGAUAAUAUGCUAGAAAAGACAGUUAAUAUACUAUGUUGGGUCUUUCGCUUUAUUCCCAACUUUGCCUUAACUUGGGGAUUCGGAAACAUCAACAGAAUCAGCCAAGGAAAUAGCUUAUGUGAUAAACUAACAAAGGAAAACAUGAAAGAUAUAUGUCCUUCUAUUAUUAUUAUGAACACAAGCCCUACUAUAACAAAGUGUUGUAAUUAUUUAUUCCAUAACAAUGGCUCUAUACCAAGAACAAACCCAAUAACUUGGGAUAAAAAUGGCUGUGGUCGAGAUAUGCUUACACUUUUUAUUAGUGGAAUAAUCCUCUUCUCACUCCUCCUCUUCAUGGAGACAAACCUUGCACGAUUCUGGUACCAGUUUAAAGCUGCAGUGAAAAAAACACAAAACUUGGUUUUUUCAGGUUCAUACACUACAUAUGUAGAUCAAGAUGUGGAUGUUACACAGGAACAAGAUCGUAUAGAAGAUCUCCUUCAGCAAGGACAAGUAGCAUCAGAGGCAUUGGUGGUGACAAAAUUGACCAAAUACUUUAGCACUCUGUGUGCAGUGGAUAGAUUGACUCUAGGAGUGCAUAAGAAGGAAUGCUUUGGUUUACUUGGUAUCAAUGGAGCAGGAAAGACAACAACUUUCAGAAUGUUGACAGGAGAUUUGAUGCUGACUGAGGGAAAUGCUUAUAUUGGUGAAUACAGCUUGAGGCAGGAUUUAAAAAAGUUUCAAGAACACAUUGGCUACUGUCCCCAGUUUGAUGCUCUGAUUGACAAGUUAACAGGUCGAGAAAUGUUGUAUCUCUUUGCUCGUCUACGUGGAGUACCAGAAACACUCAUUAGUCACACUGUCACAGAACUCAUUGAGAUGAUUGAUCUCAAGCAACAUGCAGAGAAAGUCACAGAGAAAUAUAGUGGGGGUAAUAGACGGAAACUGUCUUUAGCUCUUGCCCUGAUUGGAACACCAAAGGUAGCCUUUUUAGAUGAACCAACUUCAGGAGUAGAUCCAGUUGCUAGAAGGAAAAUAUGGACUGCUUUAGAAACAAUCAGAGCUUCCAGUGGAAUGGCCGUAGUUCUUACAACUCAUAGCAUGGAGGAAUGUGAAGCACUUUGUUCCAGACUAGCUAUAAUGGUCAAUGGUCAGUUUAGAUGUCUGGGAGGAAUACAAUACUUGAAGUCAAAGUUUGGCCAGGGUUCAACUCUGAUUGUUAAACUGGAGAGAGAGAAAGCUCUGGACAGUAAUGUAAUAUCGUAUGUGCAAGAAUUUGUUCGAGAGAAGUUUCCAGGAUCUGUUCUGAAGGAUAUUCAUCAGGGUAUGCUUCACUACCACAUCACAGAUAACUCCAUCCCUUUGAGUUACAUUUUCAGUGUCAUGGAAGAUGCCAGGCAAGAGCUCCACCUGGAAGAUUAUCUAGUUAGUGACACUACACUAGAACAAAUAUUCUUAGCCUUUGCUAGAUCUCAGAGAAUUGUUGCAGAAAGCAAGUAAUGUUAGAAUACCUCACAAUUAUCAAUCAUACCAUGUACAUUUAAUUAUGAUUUUUGUGAAAUAGCCUGUCGCUUUUUAUGUACUAACAGAAAAACUUGCAUUAAUGUAUGACAGCUGUAUUAUUUAACAUGGUAGUUCCAUUUUAGAGGUCUGUGUUUUAACAGCUAAACUUGGCCUGAAAAUAGUGGACUUGUCAUUAAGGUUAGUAUCUGGCUUACCAUAACAAAAGUACAUAAUUUAUGUUUGUAUAGUUUAUUAAUGCAAUGAUUAUUCUAUAAGAAGAUAUGAUUAUUGUGUAACUGAAAAGUUAUGUUAUGUUUUAAUUGGUAGAUUACCUAUAAAAUUCAGUACACACAAUAAAAAAUGUGUUUUGUAAAGUCAAAAUUAAAAACUGGUUUCACAUUUUUAUGUAAAAUGGUUAAACCUAUUGGUGUUUCCUUUUCUUUAAAGAUAUAUAUGUUAUAAACAUAGUGAUUUAAAAUGGAAACAAUGAACAUCGUUUUCUAUUGGAAUUAAUUUUUUUGCAGAAUUGAUAAAUAUGUUUCUAAAUACAGUAAAAAUCAUUUAAAUAAAAUUUGAAAUAUAAGGCAUUCAUUGAUUGAUUAUCAAUAAGUAGUCAUGUACAUAGUGUUUACUUUCUUUAGAAGAUAGCGUUACAUACAUACAUAAUAAUGCCAGGUGCGGGGUGCAAAUUUUAUGACAAAUGAACAUAGAAUCCUUAGCAUUUCCUUGUGUUAGACAAUAAAUUUGAACAAUAACAUGUUAUCAAAAUAUUUUAAAACAUUCAUAGACUUCAAAAAAAAAAAAAAAA
Limulus polyphemus (Atlantic horseshoe crab) is the source of this 6096-nucleotide messenger RNA. RefSeq names its product ATP-binding cassette sub-family A member 1-like. The record is from RefSeq and is a predicted model, not a curated record. Gene Ontology annotation, cellular component: intracellular membrane-bounded organelle; membrane. Gene Ontology annotation, molecular function: ABC-type transporter activity; lipid carrier activity; ATP hydrolysis activity. Bases 195 to 5285 code for a protein of 1696 amino acids. Lineage: Eukaryota; Metazoa; Arthropoda; Merostomata; Xiphosura; Limulidae. The transcript is spliced from 23 exons. Gene Ontology annotation, biological process: lipid transport; transmembrane transport.